Molecule: messenger RNA, 6315 nt
Organism: Artibeus jamaicensis (Jamaican fruit-eating bat)
Lineage: Eukaryota; Metazoa; Chordata; Mammalia; Chiroptera; Phyllostomidae
Gene: EXOG
Product: exo/endonuclease G
Exons: 6
Coding region: 12-1118 (368 amino acids)
Biological process (GO): apoptotic DNA fragmentation
Cellular component (GO): mitochondrial inner membrane; nucleus
Molecular function (GO): RNA endonuclease activity; single-stranded DNA endonuclease activity; 5'-3' exonuclease activity
Source: RefSeq, a predicted model, not a curated record
CCUCGGGCAAGAUGGCUGCGAGGAGUUUUUCGUUCGGCAUGAAAGGUUCCAGGCGCUUUUUAAGUGGUUUCGUGGCCGGAGCUGUAGUGGGCGCCGCGGGGGCCGGGCUCACGGCCUUGCAGUUCCUCCGGAGUCAGAGCGCUGAGGCCGCGUUGGCGGUGAGGGAGCCGGAAGGUUCUGCAGAAAAGGCUCUCUUGGGACGAUUUGGAUUUCCUCUAAGUGGAACAGAGACUCGGUUUUACACUAAUCAUGCCUUGUCUUAUGACCAGGCAAAGCGGGAGCCCAGAUGGGUUCUUGAACACAUAUCCAAAAGCAAGAUAAUGGGUGAUGCAGACAGAAAAGAUUGUAAAUUCAAGCCUGAUCCCAGCAUCCCUUCAGCCUUCAGCGCCUUCAACAAGGACUACAUUGGAAGCGGGUGGUCACGAGGACACAUGGCCCCGGCAGGAAACAACAAGUUCUCAGCCAAGGCAAUGGCUGAAACCUUUUACCUUUCUAACAUUGUGCCUCAGAAUUUUGAUAAUAAUGCUGGAUAUUGGAACAGAAUUGAAAUGUACUGUCGAGAACUGACGGAGAGGUUUGAAGAUGUUUGGGUGGUGUCCGGGCCGUUGACCCUACCCCAGACCGGAAGCGAUGGAAAGAAAAUAGUUAGUUACCAGGUGAUCGGUGAGGACAACGUGGCCGUCCCUUCACACCUUUAUAAGGUGAUCCUGGCGCGCAGAAGCCCCGCCUCUACCGAGCCGCUGGCUUUGGGGGCCUUCGUGGUGCCCAAUGAAGCCAUUGGCUUCCAGCCUCAGUUAAGUGACUUCCAAGUGAGCCUUCAGGACCUGGAGAGGCUGUCGGGACUGGUGUUUUUCCCUCACCUGGACAGAACUGGGGAUAUCAGGAACAUCUGUUCUGUGGACACCUGCAAGCUCCUGGACUUCCAGGAGUUCACCCUGUACCUGAGCACCAGAAAGAUUGCGGGAGCCCGGUCUGUACACAGACUGGAAAAGGUGAUGGAAAGCCUGAGGAACGCGGGGAUCGAACCCGAUGAGCACUUCAUGGGCUGCUAUGAGAAGAAGCUGGAGGAACUCAAAGCUAAGGAGGAGGCAGGACUCCCGGGGAGAAAGCCAUCCUAGUCUUUGCCUCAGAAGUGUGGUGUCGUCUGUCCUGAAGCAGGCUGCCCUCUCAGGGUCACGUACUGUGGCAGCUUGGCUUAUUCAAAAAAAGAUGGGAUCCUACAUUUAAGACUCGGUGUCUCCCCAAAAGAUGAAAGAUCUAAAAGUGUUUUGGGUAGUAGCUUAUUUGCCGUGGGAGCUAAUUAUUAAGGAGACUGCAGCACCUGCAGAUGAAGGGCUGCUCUUGGGUCAGGUUAGUGGGACUGUGUCCACAAGACGUCACUGCGUCUGUGUCCCUUGGAAUGCAUCGUGCGUGAGGCGUUUUAUGGCCACGUCUCCAAGCCGAGCAGCAUCUCCUGUGUCAGCUCAGCGUGUUUUUGGGACCCGGUAUUUCCUUUUCCUUUGCCGAGGACCUCCGUCGAUCUUAGAGAUGGCUUUUAGACGGCCUCUGGGUAUUACCCUGUGCACGGGUACUACACAGUGCUGGGCGAGCGUGGGUUCACGGUGUGUUCAACAGUAAGUAACGAGGCCAGAAGAAACUCUUCUGUGCGUUCGCCUGUGUGCACCUGCAGUCACCCCCCGCCCCCCGUGUGUCUGUUUCUGACCCUCCUGUCGUGGAACCUGCCGUUUGUGUGACAGAGAAGCACUCAGCAGUGGCACUUGCUGCCCACGUGCUGUGUCCUAUAUAGUGAGUGGACUACUUCACAUGUAUUAGCUUACAGUGGUCCUUCCAGGUAAAUACCACCAUCCUCAUUGUCCUCCUGAGGCAAUAAGUGAGGAAAUCCAAGGCUUACCCUUCUGAAGGGUAACUCCCCCCCACCCCCGCGGGAUGAGGCGCACAGGACCAAGAGGAAGUCACAAGGUGCGUUCCGAUGCCCAUACACAGGUUUUUGACUCAGACACACACCUGCAUGGCCAUCCGCAAUCCUGGGGCCUGUUUGGCAGGUGCAGCCUACUUGUCGGUCCUCAAGCCGAAGGGGCUUGCAUGGCCUCUGACUUCAUUCAGCCCUUAAGGGAGGAACAAUCACAGGUGCUUGGAAGUUGGAGGAUGUCGCUUUGUGGGGUUUAUUGGAAGCCCUACUUGCCUCCAGAAAUGCAGUUUUCAGGUGACCCCAUGCUGCCGAGUUGAUGUUGCAGAGAUGAAGGAACCCAAGGAGGGUCUGUGCCCACUGACCCACCUCCGUGAUUUGCUCACUUGUGUGCCUGCUCGUGCGCUGGGUCGCACAGGCGGGCGCCGCCACCCUGGGCGGAACAGGGGUCUCCUCCGUGUAGGCAGGGAAGUGUCUUAGGAGACUCUUCUCUCCUCAGAGGAGCCUGUCUGAGAGCUUCCCAUCAGUGCUGUUCUCCAAGUGUGUCACCGGGACGACCUGUGGCACUUAGUCUCUAACAGAAAUGCCAGGGCUUUCAGAUGAAGGUAAGGUGAUCAUGAUGAAGCUUGUUCUGAUUCUGGGGGGUAAGGAAACAAAGAACUUGGGGGUCAGAACGUGGCAGCCUGAUCGCACCGUCCUCUCUUAUCAUGCUGUUUCCCAUUAGCUUGUGCCAGCCUCUCUGCUCGGAGAAAGAGCCAGCGUGUAUGUCACUGUGACCAAGAAAUCUGUCUCUCUCUCCUUGUCGGCGAGGUGGUGGUAGGCUCUGGGUGUCCUCGGAGCCGCCUUGCGCUCCGGCCGCCCCGGCAUCUCUGGAGGCGACCCGUGCCCUCUGUGCCCCGGCCUGUCCCGUGCUGUUCUGACCUGAGCUCCCAGAGUGUGGAGUUUCUCUCCACGCUGCUCCUCCUGUCUCACCCCCAGAUACUAGAGAAUCUUGAUUUUUAAAUCAGAAAAUUAUAGUAUCUUAAGUUUUUGGUUACUUUGAAAAAUGCCGCCUCAUCCUUGUGAAAAACAGAGAUAGCUUAUUUAAAAAACGCAGUCACCCUAUCAUUUUUCUACGUAGAAGUUUUUAUUUUUCAUUUUAUUAAAUCAUUUUUAAUUGUUAUUCUGUUACAGUUGUCCCAGUUUUUCCCCCUUUGCCCUCCGCCGCCCUCCCAGCCCCACUCCCACGGUCAGUCCCCACACUGUUGUCCGUGUCCGCGGGUCAUCCGUACAGGUUCCUCGUCUAGUCCCUCCUCCUUCUUUCCACCUUUAUCCCCCUCCCCACGCCCCUCUGGUCACUGUCAGUCUGUUUCGUGUUUCCAGCCUGUGGGAGACUGUUACGCCGAGUGAAGUAAGCCAGUCAGUGAAAGACAAAUACCAUGUGGUCUCACUUACAGAAGGAAUCUGAUAAACAAAAUAAACUAACGACAAAAUACGUGUAGAAGUUUCGCUGGUGCACAACAGUGAUGUUUGAAGUGUCUCACCGUCUCAGUGAAGAGUCCCACAGAACAAACUUGGCAGUGUGAAUAUCGGGCGGAGCGCGGAAGUUUUCUCUGGACCAGGUCACUUCAGCCUUGGGCUGGGAGACAGUGACUCCUGAGGCCUCUUCCCAGCGUCGUGGGUGUGUCCCCCUGAUCAAAGGAGCACCUCAUCAUGGGAUCCAAGCAAAUCGCCACCCACUCGUCCUGUUUGGGGUCCUGCCACAUUCUCCCGCUGGGACCCUGCCUUCUGCCCCAUUAAGCUCCAGGGUCUGUGGGUCAGCAGGAAGGCUGCUGGGGACCUAGGGCCGGUCUUGGUGGGCUCUGCGGCCUGAAGCCCCCUCUGAGCGGAAGGGUUCACUCCCUAAUUCCUCUCUACCCCCAGUGAUGUGGUAUCUGGAUCGAUACUGUGACAUCAAUAUAUAUAUUUUUCCCAGAAAACUAGAAGUUCUUAAUACAAGUAACGUGAUUACAGGGAUAUGAGGACAAUGAGCUACUCCUAUGUAACCAUCGAUACAAGUUUUAUCUUUUCCUAAUAGUGGUUUGACACAAGGUAAAUAACGAUCAAUAGCUAUUAUACAAAGGAGGUGGGUAAUAGAAGAGGAAUGACCUCUACUUUCCAGCGGAAAUAUUUGUUUAACAUUUGUUUACAUGUGUAUCUUUCCAUCAGUUAGCACCGUUCUCUUUUCUGUGACAACCUAGAGCAAGACAAUUUUCUUGUCAACUUUUCUAGCCUUCAGAUAUUUGCAUCUAAUUGUUUUCUUCCCCCACAGACCUUUCCUUUUAAAUUUUUUAUUUAUUUUUACAUGUUGGUUUUGGGUAUAGUCUAGUGGUUAGAUAAUUGUGAACUUUGCAGUGUCCCCCUCAGUGUUUCAGAACCUCCGCUGGCACCACGCACAGUUCUCUCAGUAUCUCCCACCGAUUUCCUGUGCCUCCCGACUUCUCGUGACUCUCGGAUGUCCCAUUUGUACUCCUUGGUCCCUUCACCUGUCUGCCCUGCGCCCCAGUGCUCCCCGCCCCCAGCAGCCUCCCGUUCUCUGUGUAUCCGCAAGCCUGUUCCCGUUUUAUUUGUUCCCUUGUUCUUUCAGUCCCCAUGUCAGUGAAACUGUCUUUCUCUGACUGACAUGCCACUGAGCAUACUACCCCUAGGUCCACCAUGUUGUCACGAGUGGUAAGGUUUCCUUCUGUUUGUGGCUGAGAAAUAUUUCAUGGUAUGUAAGUAUCACCACUUCUUCAUCCGUUUACCUUCUGACGGGCACUUGGGCUGCCCCCACAGCUUGGCGAUUGUCAGUGAUGCUGCAGUGAACACAAGGGUGUGUGUGUUCUUUCAGGUUAGUGUUUUGGGUUUCUUUGGAUAAAUUCCCAAAAGAGGAAUCACUGGGUCAUAACACAGUUCCACUUUUAAUCUUUUGGGGAAAUACAUACUCUUUUCCUUGGCGGCCGCACCAGUCCACAUUCCCACUGACAGCGCACGAGGGCUCCCUUUUCUACACGUCCUCCCUGACACUUUGUCUUUCCGGCAGGUGUGAGGUGGUACCUCCCUGUGGUUGUAAUUUGCAUUUUUCUGACAGUUGGUGUUGAGCAUCUUUUCACGUGUCUGUGGGCCAUCUGUGCGUCCUCUUUGGAGAAGUGUCCUUUCAGGUCCUCCUCCCAUUUUGUCAUCUGGGGUUUUCGUGAUGAGUGGUAUGUGUUCUUGUUUAGUUUUGGACAUUGACACCUUAGUAGAUGUAUCACUGGUGAAUACAUUGUCCCAUAUAGUAGGUGUCUUGUUUUCCUGUUCUGAUGGUGUCCUUUGCCAUUGUGACACCAGUACUGUAUGCAGCAAAGGCAGGACUCACACAAGUGGCGAAGGCAGAGUGGGCGAGCCAGUCCCCUGAAUACCCGCUAGGGGAUCCGACCUUGGACCUCAACCUCCAGGACUUGAAGUGGAGCCCAGCAGGACAGACUUUCAGCAAUGGCUUCCUGCAGGGUUGGGCCCAGCUGCAGCCCUACUCCUGGAGUCACCCGAGGGCCACCCUGUCACCAGUGUUCCCUGGUCUCACCCUUGUACAUAAUGUCAUUGACCUCGACAUCAUGGACCUUAAACUUCCCAUCCGCAGCCCGCCCCUGACCCGUUCCUGCUGCAGGCUCUGCUGCCCUGUGUCCUGCUCAGGCCCUCACCUCCACGUGCAUGCCCUUCCCACUCUGGGCCCUUCUGCACCCUCCCUCUCCUCCUCGGUGGUCAGUCUGAGUCGUCCCUCCAGCCUCCGUGCCCAGCCCUGGUCAGCCGGCUUUUCUGGGUGUCCGCAUGGAGGUUAUCAUGGGGCCCAGUGCUGUUUUAUCAAGCCCAGCCCCACCUCCAGGGACGCACGCUGAGGCCAUCAGUGCCACGUGGGACGAACCACACUUUGACACGGGCCCUGUGUAACUUGGGCCGGGGAGAUGGGGUGUGUGCGCUUCUGAGUUCCUGAGCGUGCUGAUGCGGCCUAGGGGUGGCUGGCCCCGAGUACACAGGACCUCUGGGGGUCGUGGUGGCCUCGUGCCGCAUCGAAGGACACCAGGCCCGAGUCUCCACUGCACACCCACCCCGAUAGCCUCCCGCUCUGCUCAGUAAGCUGCAAAGCCAGCCCCAGACAUUGGGGCUCUCGGGCUCCAUGGGACUUAUCUUGUCCAGUGGGCCUGACAUUUAUUUCCCCCAAUUUUAUUUUGAAAACUUUUAAGCCUACAAAAAGUUGAAAGAAGGCCUGGCUGGUGUAGCUCAGUGGAUUGAGCACAGGCCUGCAAACCAAACAACUGCGGUUCAAUUCCCACUCAGGGCACAUGCCUGGGUUGCAGGUCAGUUCCCAGCGGGGCCCACGUAAGAGGCAACCACACAUUGAUGUUUCUCUCCCGCUUUUUCUCCUUACCUUACCC